This is a messenger RNA of Rotaria sordida, 1302 nucleotides long. Lineage: Eukaryota; Metazoa; Rotifera; Eurotatoria; Philodinida; Philodinidae. The record is from the annotation of a GenBank genome assembly.
AUGCACGCAGUUUUUCGGAUUGGUGAAGUUCGAGAGUUUGGUGAAAAAAAUCAACUUUAUGAAGUGGACCUCAAACUUACGGCAGAUGACGAUCAACAACUUCGUCAAUUAACCGAUCGUCUAAGACAAGAAACAACGGGUAGCACUGGAUGGUAUCGGUUGGGUAAAUUGCUGUUUCAAAUAGGUCAAUUUGGUAAAGCCGAAGAAUUAUAUACUGCACUACUACAACAAGCCUCCGAACAUGGUGAUAAAGCGUUUAUCUAUCAUCAGCUUGGGUGUUUGAAAAACGACCAAGGACAAUACAAAGAAGCAGCUUCGUCUUAUGAGAUAUCUCUGAAAAUAAAACUAAAAACUUUACCAGAAGAUGACUCUUCAUUGGCUCCUACUUACAACAACAUAGGUCUCGCAUAUAACAACAUGGGUGACUACUCGAAAGCACUUGAAUAUUACGCAAAAGCACAUAAAAUCUAUGAAAAAGCUUUACCUUCGGAUCAUCCGAGUUUGGCUAUUUCCUACAACAACAUCGGUCUCACAUACAGCAACAUGGGUGACUAUUCGAAAGCAUUUAAAUUUUUCGAAAAAGCACUUAAAAUAAGAGAAACAUCACUGCCCUCGAAUCAUUACUUAUUGGCCCUGUCCUACAAUAACAUCGGUUCAGUGUAUUUCAAUAUGGGUGACUACUUGAAAGGACUUGAAUCUCACAAAAAAUCAUUGAAAGUAAGAGAAACAUCACUGCCACCCAAUCAUCCUCUUUUGGCUUUCCCAUACAAAUGGUUUGGAAAGAUAUAUCGCAGUAUGAAAGAUUAUCCAAAAGCACUUGAGAAUUUCGAAAAAUGUCUCUCAAUACGUAAAAAUACCUUACCCGAGAGUCAUCCAGAUCGAGCUACUACAUAUAGUGACGUUGGUGAUAUUCAUCGAUUAAUGGGUGAUUAUGAAAAGGCGCUUUCAUUUCAUAGAAGAGCAUUAGAUGUUCAAGAAAAUGAGCAAUGUAAUCCUUUGGAUUGUGCACUGACAUAUAUAAAUAUAGGUGAAACUUAUCGAGAAAUGAAAGAUUAUUCAACAGCAUUGACAUAUUUUCAAAAAGGAUUACAGAUAUGUCAGGAUAACUUACCAAAAGAACAUCCUGAUUUAGCUGUUGUGUAUCACAAUUUGGCAAAAUUAUAUUUGGCUUCUCGACAAUAUAGUAUAGCAAUAAAGAAUGUUCAACAAGCGAUAGAAAUCGCUCAAGAAAAGUUGCCUGCAACUCAUCCACAUCUUUUAGAAUAUAAAGACACAUUUGAGAAAAUUCGAAAUGAAAUGUAA